UCAGGGAGCGGGCGGCGGGCGGCUUGCGGCUUGGAGCUCUGCCGAGGCGAUGACGGACGGCACGUGUCUGAGGCGCCGUGGGGGCCCCUACAAGACCGAGCCAGCCACUGACCUCGGGCGCUGGCGGCUCAGCUGCGAGACGGGCCGGCAGACGUGGACCUACCUGCAGGACGAGCGCGCCGGCCGCGAGCAGACCGGCCUGGAAGCCCACGCCCUGGGGCUGGACACCAAGAAUUACUUUAAGGACUUGCCAAAAGCCCACACCGCCUGCGAGGGCGCUCUGAACGGGAUGACAUUUUACAUGGGGCUGCAGGCUGAGGAUGGGCACUGGACGGGUGAUUACGGUGGUCCACUUUUCCUCCUGCCAGGCCUCCUGAUCACUUGCCACGUGGCACGCAUCCCUCUGCCAGCCGGAUACAGAGAAGAGAUUGUGCGGUACCUGCGGUCAGUGCAGCUACCCGACGGCGGCUGGGGCCUGCACAUUGAGGAUAAGUCCACCGUGUUUGGGACUGCACUCAACUAUGUUUGUCUCAGAAUUCUGGGUGUUGGACCUGAGGAUCCUGACGUGGUACGAGCCCGGAACCUUCUUCACAAGAAAGGUGGUGCUGUGGCCAUCCCCUCCUGGGGGAAGUUCUGGCUGGCUGUCCUGAAUGUUUACAGCUGGGAAGGCCUCAAUACCCUGUUCCCAGAGAUGUGGCUGUUUCCUGACUGGGCACCGGCACACCCCUCCACACUGUGGUGCCACUGCCGGCAGGUCUACCUGCCCAUGAGCUACUGCUACGCUGUUCGGCUGAGUGCCACGGAGGACCCGCUCAUCCAGAGCCUCCGCCAGGAGCUCUAUGUGGAGGACUUCGCCAGCAUCAACUGGCAGGCGCAGAGGAACAACGUGGCCCCCGAUGAGCUGUAUACACCGCACAGCUGGCUGCUCCAUGUGGUAUAUGCGUUCCUCAACCUGUAUGAGCGCUAUCACAGUGCCCACCUGCGGCAGCAGGCCGUGCAGAAGCUGUAUGAGCACAUCGUGGCUGACGACCGAUUCACCAAGAGCAUCAGCAUAGGCCCGAUCUCAAAAACCAUCAACAUGCUUGUACGCUGGUAUGUGGACGGGCCCACCUCCCCUGCCUUCCAGGAGCACAUUUCCAGAAUCCCGGACUAUCUCUGGAUGGGCCUUGACGGCAUGAAAAUGCAGGGCACCAAUGGCUCACAGAUCUGGGACACUGCCUUCGCCAUCCAAGCUCUGCUAGAGGCGGGUGGACACCACAGGCCCGAGUUUUCAUCCUGCCUGCAGAAGGCACAUGAGUUCCUGAGGCUCUCGCAGAUCCCAGAUAACCCUCCCGACUACCAGAAGUACUACCGCCAGAUGAGCAAGGGCGGCUUCUCCUUCAGCACGCUGGACUGUGGCUGGAUUGUUGCUGACUGCACGGCUGAGGCCUUGAAGGCUGUGCUGCUCCUGCAGGAGAAGUGUCCCUAUGUAACCGAGCACAUCCCCCGAGAGCGGCUCUGCGAUGCUGUGGCUGUGCUGCUGAACAUGAGGAAUCCCGAUGGAGGGUUCUCCACCUAUGAGACCAAGCGUGGGGGACACUUGCUAGAGCUGCUGAACCCCUCGGAGGUCUUUGGGGACAUCAUGAUUGACUACACGUAUGUGGAGUGCACCUCGGCUGUGAUGCAGGCACUUAAGCAUUUCCACAAGCAUUUCCCAGACCACAGGGCAGCCGAGAUCAGGGAGACCCUCAAGCAGGGCUUAGAGUUCUGUCGGCGGCAGCAGAGGGCAGACGGCUCCUGGGAAGGGUCCUGGGGGGUGUGCUUCACCUACGGCACCUGGUUUGGCCUGGAGGCCUUUGCCUGCAUGGGGCAGAGCUACCGAGAUGGGACUGCCUGUGCAGAGGUCUCCUGGGCCUGUGACUUCCUGCUGUCCCGGCAAAUGGCAGACGGAGGCUGGGGGGAGGACUUUGAGUCCUGCGAGCAGCGGCGUUACGUGCAGAGCGCCCAGUCCCAGAUCCACAACACCUGCUGGGCCCUGAUGGGGCUGAUGGCCGUUCGGCAUCCUGACAUCAAGGCCCAGGAGAGAGGAGUCCGGUGUCUGCUUGACAAACAGCUCCCUAACGGCGACUGGCCCCAGGAAAACAUCUCCGGGGUCUUCAACAAGUCCUGUGCCAUCUCCUACACGAGCUACAGGAAUGUCUUCCCCAUCUGGGCCCUCGGCCGCUUCUCCCAGCUUUACCCUGAGAGAGCUCUUGCCGGCCACCCCUGAGAACAUGCCCGCCUGCUGGGUGCCGUCUGUGUGGUCCAGUAAGGCCAAGGGGUCCUGGCUGGGUCGGGGAGCCCUCCCAUAACCCUGUCUCUGGCUCCAGCCCCUCAACCUCUGCCUCACAGACAUGAGUCUGGGGACCAGGCUGGAGGCAGGGAUGGGGACAGGGUGGGUGGCUUAGACUCUUGAUUUUUACCAUAGGCUCAUUUCUGAGAGUGGCUUGUCAGGCUUGGGUGAGGAGGGGGCACAGGAGCCACAGCCCUGGGGAGGCACAGUGCCUUUCACUGCCUCUGGGCACGGCCUCCCUAGGGAGUGAGGCUAGCAGGGUUUUUCUGACCAAUAGCAGAGUUGGGAGAGGAACAGCUGCACCUGUGCGAUUCCUACCUGGCACUGUCAUGUGGGCUCUGGGUUGGGGUUGGCCCUGGGCAGGCUGCUCCUGCACCUUCUGUCUGCCAGGCUGACAGACACAAGGGCGAUUCUGACAAUGGCAUGUACAGUGCACAUCCGUGAACAGCCCAGUGCAGGGGGUGCUCAUGGAGCAUCUCGAGGCUGUGCAGCAGGGAACCCCAUGCCCCUGGGUCGUGAGCUUGCCUGCAUUUGGUGGGGGUGUCAGGGAGCAUCCCGAGGUUGUUUAACAGGGAGCCUCCAUACCCGUGGGUCGUGAACUCACCCGCGUGGAAUGCGGUUUGUGAGGUGCCUACAGGGUUUAUAGUGGCCCUAUGGACAGAAAUGCAUCUGGGAGGCACAGCAUAACCAGGGGUGAGGGGCAGACAGCAGUCAUGGUCACUAUCUCAGGGCACUGUUCUGUACAGGGACAGCCAGCGCCCAGUCUGUCACCACUCUAGGCUGGCUGAGCAGGAUGGCACCCUGGAGGCAUAGCAUAUAUACCCAAGGCUCCCCUACAGCUGCCGCCAGUCUCAUGCCCAGGCAGGUGCUCUGGGCUGGAGUGAGGGCCAGGUGUCGGGGGAGGCUUCUCUGGGUGAUCCUCUGAGCUCCCUUCUAGCUUCUGACCCCACUGGUCUGGCUUGCAUGGAUGUAGGGCUUACGAUAGGAAGUUCAGGUCCUGGCUAUGCCUUUGACUGAUGUGGAUGAGCCAUUCACGUGCUCAGAGCCACCCUGAGACUGUCACUGUUCUCCCUGGCCGUUGGGAGGAGUCACUGAGAACUUCAUCACCACUGCUGCCUUGCCAAGGGCACACCCUACGCCUCCUCAUCUGCUCUUCCUCCCCUCCCUGCCACCUCCUGGGCAGGUGGCAGCCCCUGGGCCCUCCCCCUGGCUGACUGUCCUCCCUCAGGCAGUGGAGAUCUUUGGACACCCUCAGAGCCUGUCAUUUCCUUCCUAGAGUCCUUCAGGGCCACCCCUCUGCCUUGGUGCGGGGUCCAGGGCUCUCACCCAGGCUCCAUGCCCUCUGGGGUCUCCUGCGCAGCUCCCUUGCCCCAUGUGCUGUCACUGACUCUCCUUGGGACUCGCCUGCCUGCUUGGAGCAUGCAGGGCCUGGUUGGCUGCACGUGCAGGCAGCUUCCUGUAGAGUGUCAACACUUUCCUACACAUCUUGAAACUAGGGUUUAGUUUGGCUGAAGGAAUUGUGUUGGGACCCUUGGCAUCUGUCAGGUUUGCACGUGCUGUUUUUUUCUUCAGCCCAUGUGUUCUCCCCACCUGGGGGAGCAACAGGACAGACAGUGAAUCCCAGACUCUGCCUGGAGCAGCGGCUACUGUCCCUGGGCCUCCUAGCCACGGCCAGAUCACUGUACAAAAUAACAGUUUUCUGGAAAUGAAAUGUAAAUCCAUCUUUAUACUUUUAUGAACAACUACUUUAAUAAACAGACAUUUGAUGCCCUUA
Cebus imitator (Panamanian white-faced capuchin) is the source of this 4085-nucleotide messenger RNA. It is a transcript of the gene LSS, whose product is annotated as lanosterol synthase. Bases 50 to 2248 code for a protein of 732 amino acids. Lineage: Eukaryota; Metazoa; Chordata; Mammalia; Primates; Cebidae. The record is from RefSeq and is a predicted model, not a curated record. The transcript is spliced from 22 exons. Gene Ontology annotation, biological process: triterpenoid biosynthetic process; cholesterol biosynthetic process. Gene Ontology annotation, cellular component: lipid droplet. Gene Ontology annotation, molecular function: lanosterol synthase activity.